GCGGGGGGAGCCCCAGCGCGAGCGGCGCCAGCGCGAGGACCCGGCCCGGCUCCCUCAGGCCGUGCAGGAUGGGUGACGACCGGCCCUUCGUGUGCAGCGCCCCGGGCUGCGGACAGAGGUUCACCAACGAGGACCACCUGGCCGUGCACAAGCACAAGCACGAGCUGACGCUCAAGUUCGGCCCCGCUCGCACCGACUCCGUCAUCAUCGCAGAUCAGACCCCGACCCCGACGCGGUUCCUGAAGAACUGUGAGGAGGUGGGGCUGUUCAACGAGCUGGCCAGCUCCUUGGAGCACGAGUUCAAGAAAGCGGCCGAGGAUGACGAGAAAAAGGGCUCGGGCGCCCUGGACAUGUCGCUGCCCUCCACGCCGGACGUGCGGGUCAAGGAGGAGGAGCCGCUGGACGUGGACUCGUCGCCGCCCGAGAGCCCCGCGGCAGCGCGGCCGCGCUCGCCCCAGCGGGACCGGGACCGGGACCGGGACAGGGACAGGGACAGGGACCGGGACAAGGAGGGCCCCCCCAAGGCCGUGGUCCUGUCCACCCCCACGCCCACCAUCGUGCGGCCGGGCUCGCUGCCGCUGCACCUGGGCUACGACAGCCUGCACGCCGCGGCCACGCUGCCGUCGCCAACCUCGGUCAUCACCCAGGCACCGCCCGCCAGCCGCCACCUCGGCUCUCCCAGCUCCUCCCUCCCUCUCGUCGUGCAGCUCGCCAACGGCCAGACCGUGCCCGUGCUGCCCGGGCCCCCCGUGCAGAUGCCAUCUGUCAUCUCGCUGGCCCGGCCCGUGGCCAUGGUGCCCAACAUCCCUGGCAUCCCCGGGCCCCCCGGCAGCAGCAGCAGCAGCAGCAGCAGCGGGUCCCUGUCGCCCUCAGCACUCCCCGUGCACUCGGAAGCCAAACUGAGGCUGAAGGCCAGCCUGGCAGCCUCCUCCUCGCUGAACGGCAGCAGCCUGGCCGUGGGCUCGGCCAGCACCCUGGUGACGGCGCGGCCGGAGCAGAGCCAGGGGGGACAGCACCCCGACACGCCGUCCCCGGCCCAGCCACAGGUGUCCCCGGCGCAGCCCACGCCCAGCUCCGGGGGCCGGCGCCGGCGCGCGGCUGACGAGGACCCGGACGAGCGCCGGCAGCGCUUCCUGGAGCGGAACCGCGCGGCCGCCUCGCGCUGCCGGCAGAAACGCAAGCUCUGGGUGUCCUCGCUGGAGAAGAAGGCCGAGGAGCUCACCAGCCAGAACAUCCAGCUGAGCAACGAGGUGACGCUGCUCAGGAACGAGGUGGCGCAGCUGAAGCAGCUGCUGCUGGCCCACAAGGACUGUCCCGUCACGGCGCUGCAGAAGAAGAGCCAGGGCUACCUGGAGAGCCCCAAGGAGAGCUCGGAGCCCUCGGGCUCGCCCGCGCCCGUCAUCCAGCACAGCUCGGCCCCGGCCGCCCCCAACGGGCUCCGCUCGGCCGCCGAGGCCGUGGCCAGCUCGGUGCUGGCCCACAUGGCCGGGCAAAGGACAGAGCUGGCCGUGCCCGCGGCCGCGCCCGUCAUCAUGGCCCCACAGGGACACUCUGCGGGCAGAUGAUGGCCCCGGGCCGGGGCACUGCAUGGACUGAGCACAGCGCGCCCGGCCGCGGGGCGCCGGGCCCUCCCUGUCCCUUCUGGA
This is a messenger RNA of Melospiza georgiana, 1646 nucleotides long. RefSeq names its product cyclic AMP-dependent transcription factor ATF-7-like. Gene Ontology annotation, biological process: regulation of transcription by RNA polymerase II. NCBI's taxonomy places the organism in Eukaryota, Metazoa, Chordata, Aves, Passeriformes, Passerellidae. Bases 69 to 1565 code for a protein of 498 amino acids. The transcript is spliced from 12 exons. Gene Ontology annotation, molecular function: cAMP response element binding; DNA-binding transcription factor activity, RNA polymerase II-specific. The record is from RefSeq and is a predicted model, not a curated record.